Molecule: messenger RNA, 510 nt
Organism: Rotaria sp. Silwood1
Lineage: Eukaryota; Metazoa; Rotifera; Eurotatoria; Philodinida; Philodinidae
Source: the annotation of a GenBank genome assembly
AUGAAUUCUAUCUCCAGUGUAUUAAUAUUAUCAUCGAAUUGUGCGACUAAAUCAGAAAUGCAUGAAAUUAGUGCUUUUUUUAAACUGAGUGAUGAUACUAUCAUCGUUUAUCCGUCAUCUGACAAUCAACUAAAAUUACAACAAAUAAUUAACUCUGCUGUAAAUCCUACAACAAUAUUGACUAAGUCCGGUGUCUACACAGAGUCACUGGUUAUUGAAAACAAAUUUGUUUCUAUAAUUGCUCAAAACUUGGAUCAAAUUGUUGAAUUUCAACCGUUGCAUAAUAACAUUGCUAUUCUAUAUCGAAGUGGUGGUGGUGGUGGUCAAGUCAAAGGUAUACUUUUUACGGGAAGAAAUGCCACUGGUAUUAGUGGUUCUCGUAAUGAUCAAGAAGAACCUCCUGGCAAGAUCGAAAUUUUCAAUUGUACCUUUAGAGAUAUUGGAAAUGGUGUGAUCAAUCGAUUUACUCACAUGUCCUUCGUUGGAGUUAUUAUUAAUCGAGCACAGUGA